AUGGCUCGCAAAUUCUUGCAUGUUCCACAUAAGCCUACACUCCUAGUGGUGCAUAUUGAAGCUAGUCCUUGGCGCGAAUUGUCAGUAGUGAGGGGAGGGGGGAAGGAGACUCGGAGUCAGCAAAGCUCCGGCCCAACUAACUGCGUUCGCAAUUUUUCGAAUGACACAAACUUUUUCACAAGUAUUCCCGAUCUUUGCGUCUGUGUGAAAAAAUUAUGCAACUUUCAAUUUGGCGUAAUCGUAGGCAUUAAUGGACAUUUGCUUUCGAGGGAUCGGAUUAUAUCGGCAAACCUUGUUAUCCGAAAGCUAUUGAUCCGGUCUGCUAGUGCGACCGCCUUACAAAUCUCUACUCUUUAA
Molecule: messenger RNA, 357 nt
Organism: Suhomyces tanzawaensis NRRL Y-17324
Lineage: Eukaryota; Fungi; Ascomycota; Pichiomycetes; Serinales; Debaryomycetaceae
Exons: 1
Coding region: 1-357 (118 amino acids)
Source: RefSeq, a predicted model, not a curated record